CUUGCUGACCAACAAGGACUACCAAUUGCCAAUUUGAACACCUGCAUUUUUAUCGUCUGCCUUUUUGUGAAGGCUUGCUCCGAGUCUUGUGCCAGCAGGUUUAUGCUCUGGGCAACACGCAGCCUUCGCAUUGCUUUGCGGCAGAGCUUGAGUCCUUUUCGUGCCAUGGCUUCAGACGCAAUAGGAUCUCCAGGCCCAGUAGAAAAUGCCAUGCGAGAAAAGCUCACGACUUUGCUUCAACCGUCUAAACUAAUCAUUACCAACGAAUCGCAGUUGCAUAGACAUCACGCCGCAAUGCGCUCCCAAGGUGGCGGGAAUGGAGAAACACAUUUUGCCGUGCAAGUAAUCUCAGAUGCUUUCAAAGGGAAGAACACGGUGCAACGUCAUCGCCUGAUCUACUCUACGCUUUCAGAAGAAUUUUCACAAGGGUUGCACGCACUAUCGCUAAAUACAAAGACUUCGGAGGAGGCGCAAAGAUUCCAAGCUGAAACCUGACAGAAUACAUAAAACAUUAUCGUGUAUAUGGGGGAGCGGGACAGAUUGUGGUAAGCUCUCAUGACCCGAACCGUCAACAUUAGCGACGGCUGCUCAUAAAUAACGUGCGAGCUUCACAGUGAGAUGUGAACGAUAUUCAGGGAUGCAUAGUCCAGCCUGGUUGCGGCUCACUGCCUCCCGAUGCAAAGAUGUUAAAAUUGAAGUUCGCGAUGUGUGGCCAUUUUGAGAACCAAAAUGUUACCGACGAGGAUUGGUAUUCGGCAAGAAGUGACAGAUCUUUCAGCGGGUUGUGUUCGGAGAGAUACGGUGGACUCAAUAAAGUGAUCCGUUGUAGUUGAUCUGAGAUGCGGCAAGUGACGGUACAUG
Messenger RNA from Suillus clintonianus, 861 nucleotides. RefSeq names its product bola-like protein-domain-containing protein. The transcript is spliced from 5 exons. The record is from RefSeq and is a predicted model, not a curated record. Lineage: Eukaryota; Fungi; Basidiomycota; Agaricomycetes; Boletales; Suillaceae. Bases 103 to 495 code for a protein of 130 amino acids.